Molecule: messenger RNA, 3961 nt
Organism: Oenanthe melanoleuca
Lineage: Eukaryota; Metazoa; Chordata; Aves; Passeriformes; Muscicapidae
Product: rho GTPase-activating protein 20-like
Exons: 15
Coding region: 167-3523 (1118 amino acids)
Biological process (GO): signal transduction; regulation of Rho protein signal transduction
Molecular function (GO): GTPase activator activity
Source: RefSeq, a predicted model, not a curated record
CGCUCCGCCCCUCCCGCGCCGGGACCGAGCGCUGGGGCCGCCGCUGCCGCAGCCACCGGGCACCGGGCACCGGGCACCGGGCAUGGGCCGCGCCGCGCCCCCGCCGCGGGCAUGAGAGCGCGGCCGAGCGCCGAGCUGCGCCGCGGGCUCCGCGCGGAGCCAGAAGAUGAAGCCCAUUGUCCAAAGAAGACGAUCUACCUCAUCUGCCAUUACUAAAGCUCUUGGCAAAUCAAAGUCCCAUUCCAGGGAAGCUACUCUUUCCUCUUCCCAUUCAGACAAUGGGCUGCCAAGUGGGGUGUUCAGCAGCCCAGGCUCCACCUUCAUCCUGGACGAGCGAGUGCAGCUGACCGUGGGCCUGCAGACCCAGGAGAGACACCUGAUUUUGUUCAGUGAUGUGCUGGUCAUUGCCAAGUCCAAAUCCUCCUCCAGCCUGAAGCUGAAAAAGCAAGUGCAUCUGAGUGAAGUGUGGACUGGCACCUGUCUCAGUGAAGUGACAGAGAAAAAGAUGAGUCCAGAGAAUUCAUUUGUCAUUGGCUGGCCUAUCACCAACUAUGUUGUCACCUUCAGCUCAGCUGAUGUGAAGGAACGAUGGCUGUCAGCAUUACUGUGGCAUAUCAAUGAGGUAAAACAAAAUGAGUAUAUGAAGAAUCUGACCCUUCAGAUCGUCGUGCUGGAUGAUGACAACUGUUCUUCUACUACUGCAGUCAACGUGUCCAAUGUGGAAACUGCAGAGAGUGUGAUGAAGAAGGCCCUUCUACAGCUUGGGCUCCCUGGCAGGACCAGUGAACACCACCUCUGGGUGGUCCCAGGAAAAGAUGAGCCUGCUUACCCUCUCAUUGGGCACGAGCAUCCCUUCAGCAUCGCCUUGAGCUGUCUCCGGGACUCUGCUGACCAGCAGCAAAGAACCAACAACAACACUCUCCUGGCUGAUGGGACAGAGGCCUCCUUCCUUGCUCAGCUCCCAAAGGAAAAACAGUGUCAGUUUGUCCUGAAACCCAGAGUCCAAGCUCCGAUGCAGCUGAGGAGAGAGUCACUGCAGAAACACACCAAGAGGAAGAAGUCCCUGAUUGACUGGGCCCUGCGCCGCAGCACCUGCACGCCCACGGGCAGCCCUCCCUCGCAGUCACCCACCACACCACGGAAACUCUUCGGCCUCUCCCUGUCCUCUGUCUGUCCUGAUGGAAUCCUUCCCAAGCCAAUCAUGGAUAUGCUGCUCCUCUUGUACCAUGAAGGUCCCUCUACUAGGGGCAUUUUCAGGCGUUCUGCCAAUGCCAAGACUUGCAAGGAAUUGAAAGAGAAGCUGAACUCUGGAGAUGAUGUUCAGGUGGAUGGAGAGUCAGUCUUUGUGGCUGCAGCUGUCAUCACGGAUUUUCUCCGAAAUAUACCUGACAGUGUUCUAUCCUCAGACAUGCACGGACUGUGGAUGGAAGCUGUGGACACAGAAAAUCGGGCACAUAAGAUUGAAGCUAUCAAAAGUCUUGUCAACCAGCUUCCAGAGGCCAACCUCAUCUUACUCAGACACCUCUUUGGAGUCCUGCAUCAUAUUGAGCAGAAUUCUGGAGUGAACCAGAUGAAUGCCUUUAACCUGGCUCUUUGCAUAGCACCCAAUAUGCUGUGGCUGCCAAGUCCCACUGGGCCUGAAGAGGAAACCCAGUCUACAAAGAAGGUGGCCUUGUUAGUGCAGUUUCUGAUUGAAAACUCAGGAGAGAUUUUUGGGGGUGAUAUUGCUUCCUUGUUCCAAAGAGCUGACAAAAAGAAGUCCAAAAACUCAGCAGAAUCUCUGGAUAUAGGCUUGGCUCAGCAUGAUGAUUCCUCCGAUGAGCUGGAGUUUUCCACCUGUGAUCCAGAAGGGCCGAAGCACCCCCUGGAAUCUGAAACAGAUGCCAUUUUUGAAGCGCCCAGCAGCUUGCUACUCGAUGAGGAUCAGGAAGACUGGGACUUGUUCAGUGAGAUCACAGCCUGCUACCAAAGCAAAGCCCAGACCAAUGCCAGUGCAGACAGCUACGAGCUCCUGGAGGAGGAUGGCUCCUUCUGCUCCAUGAGCUCCAUCCGCUCGCUCAGCCCGGCCAGGGACCGCUGCUCCUCCGAGCCCAGCGUCUGCCUCAGCUCCCAGCUGCCCCCGCAGAGCCACGAGCCCGUGGCUCGCCAGUCCAGCUGCGACGCCACCAUCAUGAGCAGCCACACUGACUACAUCCACAGGCUCAGGCAGCUGCAGAUGGAGAGCCAGAAGCUCAUUGAUGAAGGCCUAAGCCCUGGGGUUAAUAAGGCCAGGCAGAAUUUAUGGCAAUCACCUCAGACCACCUCCAGGGUGAAGCAGCUCAGCCUUCAGAAGUCCAGCCUGUCCAACAGGUCCAGCUUUUCCAGCCUGUCCUCUACCACCACCUCCCCAUCUGCCUCCUCACUUAGCUCCUUAGACAGUGCUUUCUCCUACUGCUCAGAGUCAUCAGCCAUUAGUCCCACAGAUGUCUCAUCCCUGCCAUUCAUGUUUGGCACUUCUGCCAGGCUUCAUGCUGUGUCUCCCACAGCUGCCAAGAGGUCCCAAAAAGAGUGGCACAAAUCCUUCCCAUCUCCUGUGCCUUCACAUCUGUGCAAUCUGGACAGUUUUCAUGAGGGUGAACCCAAGGCUGGAGAGACCAGUCAUUGCUUUGGAGAGCAAAAAAGUUUUCCAUGUGUCAGCAGAGCUGCCAUGGGAAGCCCGUUCACUGACAUUGACUGGGAAGAAGAGGAGAGACAGCUGAGUUGUUCAGGGUGCCCUGGCCCAGGGUUCAGGAGCCAGGAUUAUACCAAAGAGUUUGAAGAAAGCCCUGAGUACCCAGCUGCCAGCCCAUCCAGUGAGACAUCCCCACAGGUCAGCCACCAGCAGCACAGGGAGAAGACAGUGAAGAACAUAGAAAUCAAAGGCAUUGAUGACUGCCCUCUGAGCCAGGAAAGCCUGAAGCGCACCAAGAUAACUUUUUAUGUGGCCCCAAAUAAAGAAAGCUCUUGGGGGUCUCAAGGGGAAGAAGAGGAGAGAUCUGUGACAAACACCAGCAGCAGAGACUCACCCAGCAGCAGCAGUGAGCAGAGCCUGUCCAAGAGCUUGCAGACUGUGAGAGUCCACAUCCCCCAGACAGUUUUCUAUGGGCAGAACACCCCCCUUGUCCUGCAGUCCAUCUCCAGGCGCUACCACCAUGAACCAACAGUCCCAUCCCUGCAGGCUGAGCACAGAGAGAGCCCCCAAAGUGCCUCUGCUCCCGAGGAGCUGGAGAGAAAACCAAUGGAAGUGGCGCAGGCGCCAGUCCAGAGCAAGGGCUUUGACACAUUCAGCCACACCAUCCGCGUCAUCCUGCCCGACUCCAUCCGAAACACCAUCAGGGACUAUUUCCAGCAGGAUGAAACCCAGCCCUGCCCCACAGCAGAGGUGGAAGCAGUGGAGAAGGAACUGCUCCGGAGCAGGGUGGAGUGGCUCAGGAGCCAGCCUCUGGCUGAGGUGGCCCCAGAGGAGCGUGACACAGCCAUGUUUGCAGAAGAGACAUUUGUCUAAAGCCAUGGAUGUGGAAGAACUAAAUAUUUUUUUUUGUGUAUGUGCAACAGAAAAUAUUCUGUAAUAUAUGAUCAGGGUGUGAAGAAUUUAGCAGGCUGCAUGGGGCAACAAGUGUAAAGUGACACUAAUGUAUAUGUAAUGAUGGGGUUCAGUACUCAUUUUGGUGGGAGGUGGGGAGGGCUGUUCUUGUGUUUUCUUUAUGCCCUUUUCUGAUGGAGGAGACUUCACUGGCUGGGUGUGGAGUGAAUACCACCAGACUCUCCCUGUCCAUGAAUUAGCUGACCUGUACAGGGCCUGACUCCAUUUUUUUUUAUAGCAGGAAAAGAGAAACAUUGCUUUAUUUUCUCCAGUCAGCUGCUGAUGUGCAUGGAUGACUGGACAGCAGGGACAGCUAAUACUCCAUAAGAAUUAGUCAAAAAUCUUUACACUUGCACAAAA